Erpetoichthys calabaricus (reedfish) is the source of this 6804-nucleotide messenger RNA. RefSeq names its product GRAM domain-containing protein 2A. The record is from RefSeq and is a predicted model, not a curated record. Bases 100 to 1296 code for a protein of 398 amino acids. The transcript has 14 exons. Lineage: Eukaryota; Metazoa; Chordata; Cladistia; Polypteriformes; Polypteridae.
GGUCAGUGACGCGAUUUGACGCGUUUCUGCCGUCCUGCUGCUCCUGAGUUUCCGUUUCUCCGGUACAUUUUACCGGCACACAAGUCACCAGAGUGCUAAAUGCUUCCUCUCGGUUCUCCCGCUGAGCGCCUAUCACCGGCCGGUCCUGUAUUGCCUGAACUCGUCGGCUGUCCCCCGGCCCCUGCACGCCACACCUGCUGCCAGACUCGUUCGAGGGGACCUGGAGCUGCAGAUCUGCGCAGUUGUCAAGUAGAGGCCAGCCUGACCAGCACAAAGAGCAAGAAGAGCAAGAAGAAGGCCGAGGCACAGAAGAAAUGGCAGAGCCUGGAAGAGCCACAGCAGGAGACCAGCAACAAACACAAACUGCUCAGCAGAUCUCACACCUAUGACCCCACAUACACCCGUGCGGCUGACGGCGACAAGCUGCUGGACAAGAAGGACUCGGGAACCAUCAGUAUCCACUUAUCAAAGUACAACAGCACCUACCACAAGCUUUUUCGCGACGUCCCCGAGGAGGAGGAGCUCAUGAGGUAUUACACAUGCACUCUACAGAAGGAGGUGCUAUAUCAUGGAAAAAUGUACGUGUCCAAGAGCUUCAUCUGCUUCUACUCCACGGUUUUUCUCAGGGAGACCAAGGUCACUAUCCCAGUGAGCGAUGUGGUGAUGCUUAAGAAACAGAACACGGCCCUGCUGGUACCAAACGGACUGUCCAUCCGAACAAACAAGGGAGAAAAAUUCACCUUCUUGUCCAUGAGAUCGAGGGAUUCUGCCUACAAACUCCUACAAUCCAUCUGCAUUUUCAUUGAGGACUUCAGCCCCACCAACAGCCCCUUGUUUUCCUUCGCCGAAACGAGCUUCGAUAAUCACGGAAAAUCAUCGAAUUCCAGCCAGUCCAGUCUGGACCAGAGCUUUGACCUCCAGGAGACGGACAGCUCUGUGGCGCUGCCAGGUCCGCCAACUUCACUCAGGGACACCAAAGAUCAACACUCUUUUUUGAAUCACUCCCACCUUCAGCACGCUUCAUCAAAGACGGCGGAAGCUCCGCACCUUCGGUUGGAGGAACAUCAAGCAGAUGUGUCAUGGAUCUGGAGAGUCGCCCAGACAGUGAAGUCCUAUGUGCUCCCCCCGGAGUCGGCCACCAUCAACCUGCUCCUGUGCAUCUACCUGCUGCUAGCCGUCAUUCUGCUCUUGUCCUCCGGAUACAUUGGAUUAAGAAUUGUGGCCCUGGAGCAGCAGCUGACCUUGAUGGGCGCCUGGCCGGACUUUGAGGUACACAACGAGUACAAGGAGACCUAAAGCUUGGAGCGGCUCAGUAGCUGCACCCCCUUUGUACCACUGAGGGUGUCGGCGCCCCCCCCAGCAGCUGUUCCUGCAGUCACGUGGUGACCAUAACGUCAUCUGCUGGUCAGAGUGACAAGGACGGGUACAAAGAAUCUUUUUUUUUUUUUUUUUUUCUUCCAAGUAACAGCUGAUCACCAGCGUGUGGCCAAUUGGUGGAGCCGAGAGAUGAGGACGUCCUACAAUUGUCAGGAUUAUUUGGGGGUAGGGGGGGGAUCACCAGAAUUGCAGCUUAGCUGAGCCAAAGUCAGAACGACGAGGCGGGACCCCCAGCUUGUGUCGCGGCUUGGGGUCCUCAGGACGUUUGCCUCAUUAAAUUGCACCUCCUUUGUCACACCUGAAACGAAAGAGGGUGGGGUGGGGGGGUCCCCCGUUCCCCCCCCCCCCUUUCUUUUGAUGGCACACUGCCUUCCGUUUACAAGUUUCAUGCAACCUCACCGUUUACUGUUGUCUUCAGGGAGAAAAGUACAAAAAGUGUUAACGGCCUGUCGCAACACCGUCGGUGGGCUGCCGGACCACCCAGUCGUGGCAUACAGUUUGUUAGGUCACAACUGCUGCUGCCAAGUCUUAAUUACACUCCAUGGCCGCUCCAGGCCCAUUCUGUCCACCCGGCCAGCUCCAGGGUGGCUUCUGUGUUCACACUGAAUGGAGGCGAUAAGACCCCCGACCCUGAGCCCCAGCACUUUUACACUUUCUACCUUUUACUGAUUGACUGAUAUUCUCGCACUAUGUAUUUAAAGAUGGAAAACUGGGCGAGUCACGUGAUUCACGUGUUUAAUGAACAGCCGUGCAGAUCAGCAAUCCGAGAGAGCGAGGUGCAGUGCGCACGAUCUACCACCAGGUGGCGCCAGCACAUCCUAUAAUUAACUGAUCUUGACCACCGGACACAACUUCACCAUCCCACCUCCGUUAUGUCGGCUCUUUAACUUCACAGGGGGACUCGCUGGGUGGGAAAGGAAUGGAGAGACGAAGGAGCCUGUCGACCGAUGAGUUCUCGGGAUCGUGCAAUGGCGACAAAAAGAGGAAGAAAAAUAUAGCGAUCGUUCACGCCAAGCAAGACCACCUCUGUAUGCCAUCAAGCGAUACGACAGCAUGUGAAAGAGAGACUCGUGAACUCCCCUCAGGCCGGCCUAACGUGUACGUGGGUGGGAAACUCGCUCUCUCCAGUCAGCCAGCCAUUACCGACAGCCCCGAGCAGGGACAUGGGGGCGCUGGAGCCGAUCCAUCCCUACAGGCAUUUAUUUAUUUAUUGAUGGACUGAUAUGAUCGUACUAUUUAUUUGAAGAAAGAAAACUGGGCGAGUCAAGUGAUUCACGUGUUCAUCCCCGUCCAGUCCGCUUAUUUAAUCAAGAAAUCGAUGAACAGCCGGGCAGAGCGCUGAUGUGAUCGGAAAUCCGAGAGAGCCGUUCAUCUGUUCAUUCACACACUCACCCGAAGCAGCUUGUGUAGAAAAUGAAACACAUGAAGCCCAACUCAAAGUAUUCAUUAUUAGCAAUCGAUCAGAGAAUUGAAAAGGGAAGAAAGAUGGACAGAGAGAAUCAUUCAUUCGUUCGUUCAGUCAGUCAGUCAUCUCGAUAUUCGUUUAAUGUGACAAGCUGAUGAAUGAAUCGUAAUGCAUUCAUAAUAAAAUAUUUAAAAUGUGAUUCAUUGAACCAUUCAUUCGCGCCAAUAGUCUGUUUAUAUGCUAAAUUAGACUGAGAUUCAUGUAUUAAUGUAUCAACAUAUUUCAAAGAAAGAACGUCCGGUUGAUCAAAUCAUUCAUUCACACAAAUCCAGCCUGCUUAUUUAUUCAAGAAAUGAAUUAACAUCAAACCCGUUUAUUUACGUUACUUGGAAAGGAAUUCAUUCAUUCAUUUAUUCAUCUUCUUGCAGCGUGUUUCAAAAUUUAGUAAAUGAAUCCCAUUCCAGUUUAUUUAUAUUAUUAAAAUAUUAACUAAUAAAGCAGGAGCGAGUGAAUCAUUCAAUCAUUCGUUUGUUUAUCCAGGUACAGUCUGCUGAUGACAAGUUCAUAAAGACACUUCAAGCCAAUGAUUUCAUAAAUUCACAUAUUUCUAAUCUGAGUAAUUUGCCCCAUUCAUUCAUUCAUUCACCCAAAUUCAUACUGGUGGUUUGAUCAAGAAAUAAAUAAAUUGGCGACAAUCCAGUUUUCAUGUAAUAUAAAAUAGGAAUGAAUGACUGUAUGUAUCCCGAUCCAGCUUGCUUUCAAAAUAAGUUUAUAAGUUCAUUCAAUUUCAGUUUAUUUAUAAAUUGGCACUUAUUCAUAAUUCACAUAAGCAACUUAGAAACUAAUUAUUUUUUUUAUAUCAUUAAAAUAUUUACAAGAACGAACGACUGAUUGAAUGAUGGACUAACUCAGUCAUCCCAGGACAACCUGUUUAUAUGACAAGAUCAUAAAUCUCACUCUAAUGUAUUUAUAGUUUAAUGUUUCAAACCUGAUUAAAUGCAUCAGUCAUUCAUUCACCCCAAUCCACUCUUGAUCAAUAAAUCAAUUAGUGCCAGUCCUGUUUGUUUAUCUCAUUCAUUCAUUCACAUCAAUCCAGCUUGUUUAAAUAAUUAGUAAAUAAAUCCCAUUCCAAUAUUAUUUAUAUUUUUAAAAUAUAAGAAAUACAAAAUCAUUCACUUACUCAUUUAUUCAUUUUUCAUUCAUCCCAGUACAGUCUGUUUAUAUGACAAGUUCUUCAAUAAAUGAAUGUCAACCCAAUGAGUUCAAGUAUUUCAAAUUUCAUUCAUUCAUUCAUUUUCACACCGGUGAUUUGAUCAAUAAAUAAAUUGGUGCCAAUCUGGUUCAUUUAUAAGAAACAAUGAAAGAAAAGUGUUAUAUGUACAUAUAGAAAAAAAAGAUUCAUUUAUCUCAAUCCAGCUUGUUCACAUAACCAGUUAAAAAUUAAUCCCAAUCCACUUUAUUAAUAGUAUAGAACCAAUUCAUCAUAUUUAUAUUAUUAAAAUACUUAACAGAAAAAGACUGAACAAAUUAUUCAUUCUUGUUAGCAUAGUUUGCUUAUAUGAUACAUUAAUAAAUGAAUCUCAAUCCAGUUUUUAUAUUAUCAAGAUAUUUUAAACAAAGAUAGAAAAAUAAAUAUGAAAGGCGCUAUAUCAUAGGCAGAAAGGAAAGGUACAAACAAUAGAGAAUUAGGAAAGGCAUUAUAUAAGAUAAGUAAAGACAUAGAAAAGGGACUAUAUCAUAGACAGAUGUGAAAGGCAAUAUAUAAUGCAUAGAUGGAUAUUAAAGGCACAAUAUAAUAGAGAGAAAGAAAAAGAAAUGAAAGGCACUAUAUAAUGCAAAGAUGGAUAUUAAAGGCACAAUAUAAUAGAGAGAAAGAAAGAAAAAGAAAUGAAAGGCACUAUAUAUUGCAAAGAUGGAUACUAAAGGCACAAUAUAAUAGAGAGAAAAAGAAAUGAAAGGCUUUAUAUAAUGCAAAGAUGAUAUUAAAGGUGCAAUAUAAUAGAAAGAAAGAAAGAAAUUAAAGGCACUAUAUACUAGAUAGAUCAGAUAGAUAAAUAUAAAUGAAAGGCACUAUAUAAUAGAAAAGAAGAACAAAGAAAUCCAAGUCCAUUCUAGAGUUGCUUGUGAUGUUUCGGCCCCCCUUUGCUUGCUGCUCAGCUUUAAGUGGGCUUACCCAAUGGUAUGGUGUUUUAUGGCCUGGCUCUCCAUCCCAGUUUCUGCUCCUGCCCCCACCACAAUACUGGCUGCUUUGGCUCCAGCUGCCCAUCAAGCUGAGAGUUAAGCGGAUGGACGACUGAUGCUGAUGGGCGAAUGCAGUUGACCAAGCACCUCAGGUUGCCCACUUGACUAUUUCAGAGAGAGGUGGACUCGUUUCACUCCUGCGUUGCGUCAUUCGUCCCUGAUAUUUUCGUGCGUACGUAUUGCCCGUAGAAGACCUCUGCGAAUUCCCACUCUGUUCAGUGAGUUGGCAGCCCAUUCACGUCUCUCAGAUUGCCCUUUAACUCCAUAGCUGAUCUUUCAGCCGCUUCCUCGACCCGAGCAGAGAAGGUUGACUCCGUGAAGUCCACACAUUAACUCCAGUAAUUCAUUUUCAUGUCUUGAAAGGACAGUCGGCCAGUUGGGUGGUCAGCUCCUUCGCUGAGUUGUGGACACUCUGGCCACUGGGGUGGGCACUUUUUUGAUGUAAUGAUUUUUUUUUUCUUUUGACCAUGUGCUAAUGGCUUCGACUUUGGUUGAUUGGACUCUAAACUGGUGGGUGUGGUGGUCGGGUGUCCAGCACAGGGUGGUUAGGAGAGGCCUGGACCUCACCAUGACAGUUUUUUCCAUCCAUUCAUCCCACUUAUCCAUGGCAGCGUCCCAGCAAACAUUGAACACAUCAAAUGCAAGUCGGCAGCACACCUGGAGAGGGCGCCGGCCCACCACAGGUUGAACCCCCCCCCCCACACAAGCCCACUGAUUCACCAAACCUGCAUGUCUUUGGACUGUGAGAGGAAACCAACAGGGACAGAGGGGAGAACAUGCAAACUCCACACGUGGAAAGGAGCACAGUGGGCUCCAAUCAGCAGAAACAGCAAAUGGAAUAAUGAAGUAAUGGAAGGUCCACCGGGGGGCUCACCUGUGACACCCCACCAUGGGCCUGACCUCCUCUGUGAAGUCCUUCUCUGAAACAUUGAACAUUAAGGACUGAAGCUGGGAAGAACUUCUUCACGUAAAGAGUUGGUGGGAAUCUAAAACAAACUACCAAGCCAUGUAGUUAAAGAAGGGUCAGGGGGACAUAUUGGGACAGCUGAGCUAUUAACUGAACAAACGGGCCUGACGGACUGAAUGGUCUCCUCUAGUUUAUCAAAUGUGACUGAACUCCCCAGCCUUGAGAUCUCGUGAAAGAAACAAACGUCCGCCAUCUCCCCCCUCAGAGAGUACAAGGCCUCAGUGCCCACAAGUUGUGUGUCACCCCUCUUGUAUGUCGACUGCCAGUGACACUUGUACCCCACGCUUGGGGGUCAAUGCCUGGUUAAACGCUGGGACACUCUAUACUGCCCCCAGGUGGUGUCUGGCCACACUGCAAUUUUUUGAAUGGUUUUUCAGAUUUGUGAUGUUCUGAUCUGUGGGGGUGGGGAGGGGAGGGGGGGCCUGGGUCCCACAGGCAGGUGGUCGGCCAUCUUUAAUACGAAUAGCCUCAGUGAUGAUGAGUCCCUGGUGUCACCCCCUCAUUAAACAAAGUGUGCAAUUUUCCAAACCUUCCACUGUAAUUUCUGUUAAGAUUCUCCCUGCCGCAUUUAUUUAAAUUCACUCCAAUGAAAUGAAGAAUGAAGAACAACUUUAUUUGUACUUUUGCACAUUUUUUUUUUUUAAGUGUCGAUACUAAUCACUGUAUGCGAUAAGCAGCAAGUAUAAAUAUAUAUAUAUAUAUAAAAAAAAUUGUAUUGGUAAAAAUAUUUAUUUGUAUUCCAUGAUUGGCGGCCGCCUCUGUGAGAUGGCGUCACCCUGUUUACUCAAUAAACUUGAAAUUGCUUCACUUUUAA